Messenger RNA from Balaenoptera musculus (blue whale), 637 nucleotides. It is a transcript of the gene EXOC1L, whose product is annotated as exocyst complex component 1 like. Lineage: Eukaryota; Metazoa; Chordata; Mammalia; Artiodactyla; Balaenopteridae. Bases 119 to 637 code for a protein of 172 amino acids. The transcript is spliced from 3 exons. The record is from RefSeq and is a predicted model, not a curated record.
GUUAGGAGGUGGGCAGGACUCACCGAGGAGCUGCAAACCAAAACAAGAAAUCUAGGGAGCAGAAGGAGAGAAAGAGUGAGCUGGAGCCAAGACCUCAGGCCAAGUGGAACUGGAGGAAAUGUCAUCAUUGGUAAAGGAGGACUUGGAGAAGAAACUGUUUAAGCCACUCUCGCAGAAUCUGUACGAGUUUAUUGAAAUAGAGUUCUCGGUCCAGGACAGGUAUUACCUCUGUGUGUCAGUGACCAAAAAUGAAGAAGUAAAAAUAGUUAUGGUGAAACACUACAGAAUAGGUUUAGAUGAAAAAUAUGAAGUAACCAAAAAGUGGUCUUUGAACGAUCUGCGGAUGAUCGAUGGAAAAGAAGCAGAUACAGACAAUCCAUUUUUUGAUCUGCACUUCAAGAAAGUGUACAGUUUGGAAGCAUAUAGUUGUGCUUCCAAAUAUGCCUUUGUUCGAACUGUAAACAAGCUGAAUCAUGCAUACCUUAAGAAGGACUUACGGAUCGUGAACUUUGAUUCUACUUACCUUAAUGAUGAUUCCAUUUGGUCCUCCAACAACAAGGAUUGCUUGGUCCUUAUGAGAAUAUGCUUUUAUGCUUUCAAUCUAGUGUGCUUGUCCCUGUGUCCCUUGCCACUCUGA